Thamnophis elegans (Western terrestrial garter snake) is the source of this 1858-nucleotide messenger RNA. Its product is annotated as zinc finger protein 345-like. The transcript has a single exon. Gene Ontology annotation, biological process: regulation of transcription by RNA polymerase II. Bases 107 to 1858 code for a protein of 583 amino acids. The record is from RefSeq and is a predicted model, not a curated record. NCBI's taxonomy places the organism in Eukaryota, Metazoa, Chordata, Lepidosauria, Squamata, Natricidae. Gene Ontology annotation, molecular function: RNA polymerase II cis-regulatory region sequence-specific DNA binding; DNA-binding transcription factor activity, RNA polymerase II-specific.
AACACUUUGAGAUGGAUCGGAAUUAUGUGACUGUUGUGAAAGCCUUUCUGGAGAGAAACAAGAUGAAAGCAGGCAGCAUCCAGAAGGAGCCCUCCUCCUCCUUUACAUGAAAGAAUACAAGAAGGAAAUGUACAAAUGUACGGAGUGUGCAGAAGGUUUUGGUACAAGCCGCUCUCUUACAUUGCAUAAAAAGACUCACAAAGCAGAGGAUCCACACAAAUGUCUGGAUUGUGGAAGGACCUUCAGGCAGAAAAAUCAUCUGAGUUCACACAAAAGGGUCCAUGAAGAGACGAAGCAGCAUCAAUGGAUUAAUAGGGGAAAGUCCUUCAAAAGCAGAGCCUCCCUUACUUCCCACCAAAGCAUCCACAGAGAGGAGAAGUUGCAGAAACGCAGGGAGGGUAGAAUGAUGUUUACUUGGAGCAAUGAACCAAAUUCCCAGAAAAAAAGCCCCACUGGGAAUAAGUCAUGUAAAUGCCUGGAAUGUGGGAAGAGCUUCCGCUCUGCAAGUGACCUCACUUACCAUAAUAGGAUCCAUACAGGGGGAAAGCCAUAUCAUUGCACAGUGUGCGGAAAGAAUUUUGCACAAAAAGGCAACUUCAAUUUACAGAAGAGGAUCCAUGCUGGAGAGAAGCCGUAUAAAUGCACAGAAUGUGGGAAAUGCUUCAGGACCUCCAGUGCCCUUACUCACCAUAAGAGGAUUCACACAGGGGAGAAACCCUAUGAAUGUUUGGAGUGUGGAAAAAGCUUCAACAGACGUGACACUCUAGCCUUACAUAAUAGGAUACAUAAAGGGGAGAAACGUUAUAAAUGCUUGCACUGUAGAAAAAGCUUCAGUCAAAAAGUUCAUCUUAAGUCACAUGAGAGGAUCCACAUGGGGGAAAAACCAUUUCAAUGCAUGGAGUGUGGAAAGAGCUUCCGUUUAUCUGGUCAUCUUACUGCCCAUCACAGAAUCCACACAGGGCAGAAGCCCUUUCAAUGCCUGCAGUGUGGAAAGUGCUUUGCCAAUUCUAGCAGCUUUAAUACCCACAAACGGACCCACACAGGGGAGAAACCGUACAAAUGCCUGGAGUGUGGAAAGAGCUUCAGUAAAUCCAGCCACUUAACUUCCCAUAGAAAUAUCCACAGUGGAGAGAAACCGUAUCAAUGCACCGAGUGUUGGAAGCCCUUCAGUCAAACAAGUCACCUUAAUAUCCAUAAAAGGAUCCACACGGGUGAAAAGCCUUAUAAGUGCACCGAAUGUGACAAAUGCUUCACCAGUUUGAGGUCCCUCACUUCCCACAAAAGGCUCCACACCAGGGAGAAACCAUAUGAAUGCCGCAUUUGUGGAAAGAGCUUCAAUGCAAAAAAAAGCUGUAUCCUACACAGCAGAACCCACACUGGGGAGAAACCAUAUCAGUGCCAGCAGUGUGGAAAAUGCUUCAGUGAUUCUGGAAAACUGACGAUCCAUAAAAGGAUUCACACAGGGGAGAAACCCUUUAAGUGCACAGAAUGCAGCAUGAGUUUCAGAAGAAGUGGUUACCUUUAUAGCCACAAGAGGAUCCACACUGGAAAGAAACCAUAUACAUGUCAUGAGAGCCAUAGAAGGCUUCACUCAGGGAAGAAAUCCUAUAAAUGCCUGGAGUGUGGAAAAUGUUUUAGUGAGAGUGCCCAGCUUACCUCCCACAAUAGGAUCCACACAGGAGAGAAGCUGUUUAAAUGCAUCGACUGUGGAAAGAGUUUCAAAGAUGGGAGAAAUCUUAUGCUGCAUAAAAGAAUCCACACAGGGGAGAAGCCAUAUCAGUGUGUAGAGUGUGGAAAUAAAUUCAGAACUGGGAGUGUCUUUAAUUACCAUAAGAAGACCCACAGCAUGAAAAGAUGA